UAAAAAGUGAAUCAUGCUAUGUUUUUUUUGGUCAAAUGCAGCUCGGAGGUAGAAGUGUCAUGCUCUGGGGAUGCUUUGUCCAGCUCUCGAUUAUAAAAAAGAUUGCAUAUGUAUUGAAUGGUAGCUACUUGAAAAAAUGUUUGCACUGCUGCAGCAGAACAAAACAACCAGUAAAUCUAAAAGUUAUUUUUAAAUACCUUUAUUUGCCCCUAAUUACCUUUAAGCAUGUCCAUUUAUUUACUAGAUAUAAAUAAGAGGAAUCAGACAUCUAUUUGCGAAUUGAAAUAGUCGUAACGUUUGGAGCCCUUCCUUUGUUGGCUGGAUGUAAACAGACACUUGGAGCAGAUCUUCGAGAGCUUAGAUAGAGGAUGUUAAACUCCGGCGAAACAUUCAGCUGGUAGAAAGACAAAAGGAUGGAGGGGAACAAAAAGUGUGAAGGAAUGAAUUAAACAACAGCUUGUUUCUGGGCUUGCACGCCCUCCCCACUGCUUCGAGGUGGCAGAACCGGCGUGGAGACAACAGGAAGCGCUGCGGCGGGAUUGGCUCGUUCUUGUGUCAUUGUGACCUGUUUAAUUCAGCCUCCUCCCCUCCACCUCUCUCUCUCUAUCUCUCUCCGCCUCCCCUCUAUGGGGGGAAGCAGAUUAACACAGUGAGAGCCAUGUGGGCAGAAGCGCUCACCUACUCCAGACUGGAGAGUUCUGUCACAUCACUCCGACCUGCCAGGAAUUUUACCGCCAGCUUCCAAGAAAUGAAAAGUUUUUGUUACUUUAGCAACAUAGGACUGAUUAAAAAGAGCUUUUGUUGUGAAGUGGAGCUCCAUCCAUAUGCCGCUGUAAUCUGAUUGGCUGAUCUUUGUUGUGGGGAAACAGGCGGAUUGUUUUUUUGAUGCUGUUUGGACUUUUUGGGGUGUUUACUGAUUCAGAGCCUUUUAUUUUUUUUUAAGGAAACUAUUUUUUGUCGUUAAAGUUUAUUUUCCUCCCAAUUUUUAAGUCUUCUCCAUAUUCUCCGCUAUGCCGAGCCCAGAGUCAUACGCUGUUAAAAGAGGCAAAAAGCAGCAACAUCGGCGAAACGAGAGGAAAACGGGUCAUAAAGGUUCUUUGUUUACAGCUGCUCUGGGACUUAAUGCCAGCGUGGGCUCACCCUCCUCCCCCGCCUCCACUUUCUGGCAACCAAUCAGAUCUUUUGCCCUUUCACAGCUCACGUCUCUGGUGCGGCGGGCCACGCUGAGGGAGAGUGACAUGGUGCCAAAGUAUGAGAAGGUCCACAACUUCAAGGUUCACACGUUCAGAGGUCCUCACUGGUGUGAAUAUUGUGCCAACUUCAUGUGGGGUUUGAUCGCUCAGGGUGUGAAAUGUGCAGACUGUGGGCUGAACGUUCACAAGCAGUGCUCCAAAGUGGUUCCCAACGACUGCCAGCCGGACCUUCGACACGUCAAGAAAGUCUACAGCUGCGACCUGACCACGCUGGUCAAAGCCCACAAUGCCAAGAGGCCGAUGGUGGUCGACAUGUGCAUACAGGAAAUCGAAGCCAGAGGUCUUCAGUCUGAGGGUCUGUACAGAAUAUCCGGCUUCAGUGAGCUGAUCGAGGAUGUGAAGCUAGCCUUCGACAGAGAUGGGGAAAAGGCGGACAUUUCGUCGAACGCUUACGAGGACAUCAACAUCAUCACCGGUGCCCUCAAGCUGUACUUCAGAGAGCUGCCUAUUCCCCUCAUCACGUACGACGCCUACCCACGCUUCAUAGAGACAGCAAAGAUUACAGACCCAGAAAAAAGACUGGAAUCCCUCCAUGAGGCCCUGAAGCUGCUGCCGCCAGCCCACAUUGAGACGCUGAGAUACCUCAUGGCUCACCUCAAGAGGGUCACCGAUUACGAGAAAGAAAACCUCAUGCCCAGCGAAAACCUGGGGAUAGUCUUCGGCCCGACGCUGAUGAGGGCACCCGAACUGGACGCCAUGACAGCACUCAAUGACAUCCGAUACCAGAGGCUGGUGGUGGAAACACUCAUUACCAAUGAAGACGUUCUGUUCUGAGAGAAACGGACCAAAACCAGCCCCCCAGUCGGAGGAGGCUCCGGAAACAGCCGACAAGAUGAAGGAGACUUGAGAUUUAGCGAUGAAGAAAAGAAGCGAAGGAGGGGUUUUAUUUAGAAAGAAAAUUAGAGGCUUUGGAUGAAGUCCAGGAUGGAAUGUUGGGUGUUUUUCCGUAUUUUUAUGUAAUCUUUUACAAUCAGCAAACUUGAAGAUGAUAAGCAUGUGACAGCUGAAACUCUGAGCCUUGUUGGGUAAGAAUGAAAAACCGCGCGGCGGGGAAACACUGGGACUUAUUCUUUAGUUGUUUUUGUUUUGAAACGGAUGCCUUGAAAGUGUUAGCUCAAUUUUCUUUAGUUUUUCUGAUAAUUUCUCUUGCAAACAGACCAACCAAGAUAGGCUUCACAGAGGGGACUUCCAAAUUAAACUGUGCCACAAGAUCAUUCCUGUACGAUUGGGCCAUUUUUGGACGGUUAGUAAGAAAUCAGGAAAUUGUUAAUUUUUUUCUCUGUAGUGGUGAUGCCUGUUGGAUUCAAUCUUAUGUUGAUGGAAAGUCUGUUUAUUUGCCCUUUAAAUUGUGCCUCAUUUUAAUUAGGUGAGAAAUUAUCCAAGUUUAAUUCGCUGAUGUCAAACAGGCUCAUUCUAGGUCUGGUUCUCCAGGUGAUUACAAUCCUGAUGUGUUAACAUGUGCACCACUACUGUUCUUUUUAUUCGUGUCUUGCUUUUUUUUUUUUCAAACCUCAAUCUUCAGAUCCAGGAAACAAACAAGAAAGAAUUUGCAAAUGUGAUUUUAAUAUAAUAAGGCACUAUUCAGUGGAAAAAUAACAGAUUUAGUUCCAAGACGAGU
Cyprinodon variegatus (sheepshead minnow) is the source of this 2871-nucleotide messenger RNA. Its product is annotated as N-chimaerin. Gene Ontology annotation, molecular function: GTPase activator activity. The transcript is spliced from 8 exons. Gene Ontology annotation, biological process: positive regulation of GTPase activity; regulation of small GTPase mediated signal transduction; signal transduction. The record is from RefSeq and is a predicted model, not a curated record. NCBI's taxonomy places the organism in Eukaryota, Metazoa, Chordata, Actinopteri, Cyprinodontiformes, Cyprinodontidae. The coding region runs from base 1011 to 2027 and encodes 338 amino acids.